CAUCUUGUAAAUCCAGUGUUGAAAACGACUACUGUAAACUGUGUACCACACGAAUAUUUAAAUAUCAAAAGUAAGGAUUCUGAGUAGAAAAGGAAGUACAUGCGUGUUAUACAAAUAUAUCAUGAAAGUACAAAUGUAUGAUUAUAGGCUAUAAGUGGAACUUAUUGUUGGUUGAAUGUGUAUAUAAAACAUUUGUAAAUACCCUGACUUAUAAUUAUGACUAUCAAUAUAAUUCAAUAUAAAGUACUUAGUAAUUGCAGGAAAUAUGGGAUACAGUUUAAUUGUAGGCACAACAAUGCUAUCACAUGCCAUUCUCUUGCAUGCCAGCUCUGCCACCAUUAUUGUGUCUCAUUGUGGAAAAAUGGACAAUAACAUUGUAAUGUGCUUUGUUUAACCACUAAGGUUAAAAGGUACUAUGUAGAUGCAGACCAGUGCAACAUUUAAAGCCGAAUGGAACAGAAAUAGGUUUAUCUACCCUGAGAGUACUCAGUCUUGCUGCCACAGUUUGGAAAGUUUGGUCAACAGUCACCUUAGAGGGUCGAGUGAAGCCAAACAAACUUAUUCUUAGUAAUCACUUUUACUGUGAUGAAAUAUUUCCAAGUGUCCACAGGACAGGAUGACUCACAUGGUUUGAGAAGCAGGAAAAUACUGUGAAACACAUGCUGUGCCUGUUGAUGAUAUUGCUGAACACCUAUUAAGGUGAUGGGGUACGUUGCAGAAGGUUCUGGGUGCACGUGGUUGGAUUACUCACACAUUGAUAGGACACUUAUCGGUGUUGGUGUCUCUAAUUGACCAUUUGCCUGUAUAUCGCGGAACCAUUGUGCCGAUUUGUGGAUGAGAUAUCCAAUUAUAAUAUAAACCUUGGUCAGGUUUUUAAUGCUUCCCAUUUCACUAGAAUGCAGUCGGUCAGGACUUUGAACACCUAGUUUGAAUCCAUGAUUUUUAAGACUGCAGGACGGAGGUGCAGCUGUUAUUGAGAUAAAGUGCUGUGCGCGUUAUAGGGCAGCUGGGCAGUGAGAGCGCAGCUGCAGCUUUAAGCUCAUAGUUUGGGAUGGGCUGAAUUCAUAACGUCAUUUCAGCGCUCUGUCUUUUAUUCUUCGCCCCCUCAUCUCCUUCCCUCUCUAAAUGACACAACUCCCAUGUUCCGUUAAACCUCUGGCCAUAUUUUCCGAACAACUUUCUUUUUUUCCCCCCGCGGGACAUUUUUCCGGGGGCGAAACUUUUCUGGCGUGUGAUCGUUUCUGGAGUUGACACAGCAGUCGUUCGCUCUCAUAUGUGGAUUCUUUGGAAAAGCCCAUUUUAACAGCCCAGGAAAUGCAGCGUUUUCUCCCGCCCAGAGGGAUCGCUGCUUAACUGAAUCCCGACAUGGAAGAACAUACAGAUAUCUCCAAAAACAAAUAAGUACGCUAUGAGGAUUUAAAUGUUUAUGUUAACGCACAGCCUGCUGUGAUUCAGCUCCAUCUCGUCAAAAUGAUGUUUUCGUCCCUCUCGCUGUCUCAGGAUGAGUUCCAUCCGUUCAUUGAGGCUCUGCUACCCCAGGUUCGUGCCUUUGCCUACACGUGGUUUAACCUCCAGGCCAGGAAAAGGAAGUACUUCAAAAAACAUGAGAAGAGGAUGACUAAAGAAGAAGAGAGAGCUGUCAAAGAUGAACUACUUGGGGAGAAGGCAGAGGUGAAACAGAAGUGGGCCAGUCGUCUUUUGGCUAAGCUAAGAAAGGAUAUUAGACCUGAAUGCAGGGAAGACUUUGUCCUAUCAAUCACCGGGAAGAAAGCUGCAUGUUGUGUCUUAUCAAACCCUGACCAGAAAGGCAAAAUGAGACGCAUAGACUGUCUCCGACAAGCUGACAAGGUGUGGAGAUUAGACCUGGUGAUGGUUAUCCUUUUUAAAGGAAUCCCACUGGAAAGCACAGAUGGUGAACGGCUGGUGAAAGGAGGCCAGUGCUCCAAUCCAGUCCUCUGUGUCCAGCCUCGACACAUCUCUGUCUCUGUCAAGGAGCUCGACCUCUACCUUGCUUACUAUGUGCAGGAGAGAGAGGCCGAGCAGAGCAGCAGUCCCAGUCGCACUGGUGUGGGUUCUGAUCAGGAGGACAGUCGAACUGCCACCAUGGAUGGUCCAGAGUUCCAGGAGAGUUUUGUAACAUCAGGAGUUUUUAGUGUUACUGAGCUUGUUCAGGUCUCGAGAACUCCCGUUGUAACAGGAGUAGGGCCUGGUUUCUCUGUGGGGGAGCUCCAGGGUCAUCUGGCCUAUGAUCUCAACCAGUCUGUUAACCAGCCAGUCAGUCUCAGACGAUCACUGGCCAGCACCUCAUCCAGCGGGAGUAAACGUCAUAAGUCUGGCUCUAUAGAGGAAGAGGCUGAUAGUCCAGGUGGGGAGUAUUACCAUUCACCUUCCUCACCAGCCAGCAGCUCCAGGAACUGGACUGAUGACAUGGAAGGAGGGCUGUCUCCCCCGGUGAAGAAGGCAGAACUGGACAGUCCUUCUCCCCAGGAAGACUCACCAAGAAUGGGUUCCUUUACUCAGCACCACCGGCCUGUUAUAGCUGUUCACAGUGGUCUGUCCCGGAGUCCACAUCCCUCCUCAUCUCUUCAUUUCCCAUCUUCCUCCUACUUCCCCCAUGGAGCGAUCCGUUAUCCUCCUCAUCUUGCCCAAGACCCUCUAAAGGAUCUGGUUUCAUUAGCCUGUGACCCUGCCAAUCAAACCCCUAGCUCACUGAAUGGAAGUAACCAGGUCAAAGUGCCCAGUCACUACAUCUCGUCACAAAUGUUGGCACCCCCUGGACCUGCACCCUCUCUGGCGAGUCCCCCAUCCUCCCUUUCUAGGCCGACCCUUCCUACAGAGUCAAAAGCUACUACCACGUCCUCUGAUGCAGGAGCAAACUCCCCCACAUCACCCACAUACUCUGCCCCGGGGACCCCUCCAGCUAAUCGAUCAUCCUUCGUGGGAGUCACCCCUCGAGACCCAGGUGGACUCUACCAAGCGCAGUCUUGGUAUUUGGGCAACUGAGGGAACUUUGGAGGAAACGUGAUUGUCAUGACAGUAAACUUCUGGGGGGGAAAAAUCAUGUUGUGAAGACAUUUCCAGAGGAAAAAUGUAUUAACCUCUGGUCAUACAUAUAUAUAAAUAUACGUUGCAAUAUAUUUAUAUAUGUGUAAAGAGACGUCCUGGAUGGAAGAAGGAUGCUGGGCUCUCUCAGCCGUUUUAUAUCCCCAGUAUGAACUAUGCUUUAUGACAUUACAUGUUUGUCACAAAUGGCAUAUUUUCAAAGAAAAGUAACGACUUAAUGCAGAGGUUUCAUUGGUCCAAAUGAACUACAGACCAGAACCAGGCAUCAACACAUCAGAUUCUCAGAAGCCUGAAACUUAACUGUGUCCCCAGGAUGAGUCCUGUUUCCCUGGGAUGGAUGUCAGCCUUGACCCCUGUACCCUGGAUCUCGACACUAAGUCAACUACAAGGCCUAUAUAGACCUCAUCCCUCCCUCAACACUUAAAAUGCCCCACUCUCCGCUGCAGGUGCUGCUUAUAAUAUAUGCAAAUAAGCCUCCUUUAAUUUCUGAACCAACCAGAAGAGGUUGUUAAUAUUUAAUGUUUAUUUGCACUUUUUAAGUAUGUCAUUGAUACGUCUGAAGAAAAUUACAAGCUGAAUAGCGCAGUUUCUUUCACUCUUCCCAACAAAACACAGAGGCUUCAUAUUUUUUAUUGACAAUCAUCCACCUGAAAUUAUUUAGUUGCUUUGCAAGGCUCAUGUUUGUAAGACUGUUUGAUUGUGCUCUUUGGUAGAAAACAACGAGUAAUAGUGGAAUAUAAGAGCUAUAUUCAUGCCUCCUCCUCCACAGCACACAAUGCUACAGCUGAAAGCAAGUGUGGAGCAAGGCCCAGUUUUACUAUGCCAUGUUAGAGUGCAUGAGUGGGCCAUGACCUCAGUUCCAAACGUACAGUGUUUGACAUUGACGUGACUUCCUCAGUAGAAUUAUCAAAAGGCAAACACAUACCUGGAUGAUGUGGCAGCACAGCCAGCAGUACAUUGGCUGCUGAAUGUGGCUGAACUGUAGCCUGGUUGUGUAAUGUAGUGUGCUUGUGUCUGUAGAUGAUUGUGUAUGAGAAUGUGAUGGUUCCUGCAUUUCCACACUCAUUCCUGCUUUGAAGAGAUGUCCUGUAGUUUCUGUUUGUCUCAAAAUGACAGGAUCUGUGUUUGUGUGUGGGUGGGUUAGAAAGAGAUAAAGCAGGUGCUGCACUAUGAUUACAGUAAAAUACGUUUCUUUCAAAAGUUACGAUGUGGUAUGUUGCCAAGCUGGAGGUUUAGCAGACUGUUUUUUGUUUUUGAUGAAGUUGUUGAUGCUGAUGAGCAUGUUAUGCAUAUAUGACUUGAACUGUGGACAAAAUCUGGGUGUGUCGUCUAGCUGUAGAAUAAGUGGUGGUCCCUGACAAGUUCUGCUCUGUGUAGUUCAACCCCAACCCAAUCUGAACAACGUGUGAUGGAACAGCAGCAGUAGGGUUUGAUUUGGGACUGGGCUGGGCGACACAGGUGAACAGAAGAACGGUGCUAGAGUUGUUUUCCAGUUUGAAGUGCCAACAUCAACAAAUUAAGCAUUUUAAGGUAGGUCGAGCCCUUGGUUUUCUGUGUAAAUGUUGAUAUAGAGUUUGCAUUAUUGCUUGCGAGGCAAAGCAGUGUUCUGUUAUCGCUGAUGUUUCACAGCUUCAGUUAUCAAAUACAUUUCUAUAGUGGUCUACUGAAAGGCUUGCAAGCUACAUUUUAACAUUGACUGAAAUCUUCAGAAACAUUUAAAAAGGUGAAAAAACAUAACGAUGAAAGAAGGAAUAAAAUGAGGAUCAGAUUCUUGAAUGCACCUUAAACAUCAUCAGUUCUGGCAAAUAAAAUUCAUUGUAAACUCUAAAAGAAACAGUAGUAGACAUGUGCACCAUGGCCCUUUGAUAAAUCUUACACAAUGUCAUUUGUGUAAGAUAAUGUUACAUGUUGACAAUGUCAAGAUUUUUAAGAAGUAAUACAUUAUAGUCUGUGCCAUAAUUUAUUUCUAAGAACUGGUGAGUCUAAAGCAGUCUCCUAAACACUUGUUAUUUUUCCGUGGAUGUAACGAUGUAAAAAUGUGUUUUUUGAUAGUGCAAUCUGAUUGGAUACCACACGAGAAGAGUUUCCGAGUAACCUGUAUUAUUCACAGGAAAUUUUCUGCUGGAUUGUUUCUGCAGUCCGUCAGUUUUUUCCACUUGCUUUCUGUGCACAGAGAGUAAGAGAAAACUCCAGACAUUGUUCCUUGGUGUAGUUGUUGUAGGCUGUUUCCAUGACCCACAUUUGUCUCCAUCUCCCUGGAAACAAAUAUUCUUAUUGGAAGAAAGUUUUUUUUUAAAGUGUCCCCACUACUGUGGUCUGACCAAUGACAGUUUUCUUCAAGUCCUUUGCUUCAGCACCUUCAAUGCGAAAUAAUAAAAUGGAUAUUGGUUCAGAGAGCCAUAUAGUUUCAGCUUUAACUAGGAAACCCAAUGCUCCCUAGGAUGUAGGUCUGAACACUUUCUGUUCUCAGAAAAGAAAACAGAAUCUUGCAGAGCUUUGUUUCCACAUUCUAUGGAAAACUCACCCGAGGACAUUUUAUCAUUCAGCAGGACAAUGAUUCAAUUCUAUAAUAUUCACAUAGCACCAGUUUAGUCUUUAUAUGGUAAGGUAAACAUUAUGAUAUAAUACAGUGAGAAAAAGGGGAGGAGAAGUGCAUGUGCCCCAGCAGCAUUUAGCCAUUUGAAUUUGUCAUGUGGCUCAACAGCAAUAAAACUGGCUCAGUAGAUAAAAUAAAUGUUUGCAGUGUGUUCUAAUAAUAGUCCGUAAGAGAAGCAUAUAUAAUGUAGGUACUGGUCCCAGUACAGAAUCUAAUGGAACUUCAUGACUGACUUUUUUGCGUGAGGAAGUUUUGUUUACGUGAUUAAUUCUGAACCCCUAAGCUUGUGGUGCUGUGUAUUUAAAAGGGUUUACACUCAGACCUGCUCAAGUUAAAGCAGAGGCUUUAAAGAGAAUGUGCUGAAGUUCAACAGCUGAAGAAGAUAGAAAAUUGCUUCACUGGGCUUCCAGUGAACUGUUAGCAAAGCAGGUGGUAUAGUCACUGGAAAUAUUGGACCCAGGAUUUCCAGUGAUAUUUACAGUUUUGAUCAUGCAAGAUACAGGAAGCAAACAUCUGUGGGAUCAUGCAAACGCCUUGCACCAAAAUGCACCAAGCAGCAGAAAAAGACAGCAGUUCACAGAUAUGGACAGGCUUCACGUGUGUGUUUGUACAGCAAUUCGGACAAAAAACAGAAAUUCCAUUUUAACAUUUUCCUUCUGUUUCUCCUGCCUCCUGUUGUCUUUACAUUUAUAAAUGCUUGUGUGAGUUACUAUGGGAAUGGGCAUGAAUGAUCAAUUUCUAAGGAAUCUUACUUGGACGUGUCCCCAUAUAAUUUGAAUCUUAUAUCUUGAAAUUUGAUUUGAUCUUGUCUGUUUUCUGUCAGGCCACACCUAAAAUGUACUUUACCUUGCACUAGAGCAGAGAUGUCGGUGCAUUUCCUUUUUCUUACCCACGGUUUGGGGGCUAUAGCUAAGUUAAUUUAGUGCCUACAAGGGAUCAAUGACAUGGACAGAAAGUGUUGAUAUGAACUGGAUUUUAGUUUAAGGUUCAGUUAAAGUUGUCUUAAAGCUGAUGUAUAUUGCAUGGUGCUGUCCUGGUCGCUGUGCUGACCUAACCAAUGCAUGGCUCAACUUGAUAAUACCUCUCCAUCUCUGUCUUGCUCUUCCUCAUCCUUCUUUUCCUCCCUCUGUUCUGCAGACUACAUCAGAGGGAAGUGGUUGGAAGGCUAUAUGUUUCUUUGAAUUUAAUAAUAGCUCUGUUGUUAAACUUUUGCACGAUAUUUCGUAAAACACAUUAUGUGCCUUGCCUUUAGUUAAAGAACAGUAAUAUUUUAUGGAAACAUGAUCAUAUGUUUCACGGUACAAAAAAGCUGCAUGUGUGAUUACUCGACAUUAACCAGUGUAGCAAGUGCACAUCUUUUGGUUGUGGUGGUGCGCCACCUGAGAUAGUAACUUACGGCUAAGCUCUAUGAAAGCUUCCACUAGCUGUUUAUCAUCUACUCUGUUAUCCUAAAGAUAGAGCAAUUUUUACAGUGUGAAAGGAAGUGUGUGAAACUUUGCGGAAAUAUGCUCUUUUUACUGUCGUAUGAAGAAAACAACUUUGUUCCCUAAAUAAUAUACAUUUGGUUGCAAUUAAGGUAGCUCAGCUGUUAUAUCAUGACCUACUGAAAGUGUGAACUUGGUCUGUAUGGCCCCAGUGACGCAGGCCUGGAGAUCAGUUGACUACCAUCUGGCAACUACACAUGAGAAAAACGUGUCCUCGGCUACUCCGAGUGGUAGUGAAAAGUGCCACACAAACCGGAAAUGGGCAACCUGUGCCGUCCAACUAAAAGUUUUGCCUUUUACAGCUGGUUGGCUGAAGCAGUGAGGCUUGACUUUUACUUUGAAGGCUAAUGUCCUGUCUUUUCACUUUGCAUAGCAAGUUUUGCUCUUGUGGGUGUAGUGUUUAGAGACAACUUGGCAUCUUCCAUGCAAACUACUGUGGCAGUCUGCUAGCAUCUAAAGCAAUCACAAGGAAGUUUUUGAUGCAGCACCAUCUGUGUGAGCAAUUUCACCCAGCAACCACUCGCCAUCUGGUUGGGAAAUAUUCAUUUUUCACUGGAAGGUUCCCAGAAGUUGACAGGUCUCUAGGCUGGUGUGACUGAGGCCUAAGUGUGAGAACUGUAGACUGUGAUCCAGCCUCCAAGUAUAUACACCUGCUGUCAUAUAUAUCAUUUAGGUCCCAUGCUUGAUUUAUUGCAACAAAAACACGUGAACACAUGGAAAAGACUGCAGUUCCCAGUAUUUUCCCAGUUCCUUUAGACUCUGUGGAUUUUUCUGGUGUUAUCUGAGAUACUCAGGUGUUGCCUGCACUCAUAUAGCUGAUUGGAUUCAGUGGCUGUGCUGUUUAAGGCUGGCGUGUAGGCUGAGGUGUCUGUGGGCUAAUGUAAGUGAACAUUAUUGGUGUUGCUAUGUGUAAAGUCACAUGCACACAUUGGUUGAUAUUUGCUUAGAUAUGUGUUAUAUGAAAAUGUGGACACCGUUGUGUUGUAGUAAAAUGUUUUUUCUGGGCGUGGUUAAAUAUGGAUGGAAGCUUUGAUUUGAAAAUACACUUUGCAGAGGCUAAAACAUGGGUUGAGAAAGUCAAGUCUGGUGGUAAGUCCUGCCUAAAUGUUCGCAAUACAAACAAAAGCCAUUUUCAGAGGCACUGCUCAGCUCUAUCUACUUAACGUUUUAUUGUCCCAUGUUAGAUGCAUAUAGACACAUUUAAAGGUUCUUAUUGCAGGGAAAAAUCUUGUUGGGCUUUAGCUAGUAUGGCCACGUAUGGUUGCCAUGUAAUGGAAGCAUGUUAAACAUGUACAGGUUUAGAUUUCAGGGCUUUGCAGCUUUAUGACUGGUGAUGAGAACACCGUCCAAUUGCCUAUAUGAUGACUUUGAUCCUGUUACUCAGCAUGUGAUAAAAGGCCAUAAAUGACUUUGAGUUAACAUUAUUUUUACUCAUCUUCGCUUUAGGUUAUUUUUAGGUUUUCCUUGGGUUAUUAUUACUUUGCUUUAGAAUUAUAGUUUUAAACACAACAGUGUGUAUAAAAAUAUAUACAAAAUGCACUUAUUAGUUAUCAAGAUGUAUAGAAUGUUUAAAUCAUUUGUGGCUGUCUUAUACAGUAAGUGGAAACCAUGAAAUGGGGAAAAUUGUGUCUCUUAGAGAAAAAUGUGGACAACAAAGCUGUUUGGUUUGGACGUCAACUGAAGUGAAAUGACACAAUGCACAACUGCUAAGACUUCACAAUCUCCUAAAUGUGUCAUUGUGAUAAAGAAAUGUUGACAGUGUUGUCACAUGUAGCAAUGUUUUUGUAAUACAUAAAUUAUGUCCUGAAAUAUUGAAACUUUUUUAUAGGAUCGAGCUGUUUGAAAUCAUUGGGCUUGACUAAUGAAAUGCUUCUUCUUACUGUAGCACCACACUUAUAAGAAUAUGGCCUUAUUUUUGCAAGCGUCAAUGAAGGUUGAGUCAACAGUUAAAAAUAUUUAGGUCAAGUACUUGUGUGCAGAAAUGGUAUACAUAGAAAAACAAGGAAUCAUUUAUCCAAAUAUUUUGGUGAAAAUUAAACGAAAUAGGGCUUAAAAAAGCAUUCAGUCUUGGACUAUACUGGUCCAUCGCUGCUUCAAAAAUAAAGGUCUUCACCACUGACACGUCAUCCAUAAUAGGGCAAACACUGACAGAGAGAGAAUGGCAGCAGCGUGACGCUCUAGCAAGUUAGAAAAGAGCAAUAUCUGGUCAUUUUAUUGCACAUCAGUUGCACAAACACUUUUACCCGCUGAGGUAUUAGUUUCUUCACACACAGACCUAAGACUUGUAGCAAUACAGCAAGAACCCACCAAUCCUGGUCAGGUGAACAACUUUAGCAAAUCAGAGGAUCCUCAGAGACCUCCUGAUGGGAGUUCCAUCAGAAAUUAUGAGCCAAAGUGGAAAGUGUAAUUGUUGCUGCAAGAUCAUAGAUCGAAGCUGAGUGGUAGAAGCUUUAAUUCAGGGCUUUAUAUGGACUUUGAUAGUGGCUGUGAUUAUAAACCUUAAGUAACAUGUAUUUUGGCUUGAAUGAUAUCUAGUAACCUGACUAUGGUGAUAUAUCCAAAACUGUAUGAAGACAGACUGUGUUGCUUGUACAGUUACCAAAUCUUUAUGUACUUUACUUAAUGUUAAAACGAUGAAGCAGAGUAUUAACCUAUGAUGGGUCUGAUUGCGGUUAAGUUGUGAUGAGGCCCACUAUUUGCAAACAUGUUUUUUCUUCACGCGUAUAGGAAAUAUAGAACUUGCUUUUAGAUUUAGUUGCUUUAAAAGUUUCAAAUACAUUUUUAACAAACACUACAGCCAAAAAUGCCCAUGCAAAAUGUGCAAGUGGUUUACAAAAAACUGUACAAGCUUUGUAGUUGUUCCUUCUCCUCCAGCUGACGACCACGAUAGAAACUCACGCAAACCUUCACCCGUGGAAAGAAUGUACGCACAGUUUACUGGCACGUGACUUAAAAUCCACAUUUUGGAUGCAAUGCUGUCAGGAAACAGUGUGAACUGUUGAUGUGCGUCUUCAUUUCUGUUUCCCACCAAACGAAAACCUGACAACAGGAUGCCUAAGUAACACACUCACUCUGCUGAGUGGAAGACACAUGCCCAGUACUGUUAAGGUGAUAGCGUUUCAAGCUUGUGCAGCAUGUUUACACAAUGUUUGAAAUAGAGGUCUAUCAUAAUCAUAUCAUCAUAUCAUAAAAUACUGAAAUCAAGAUCAAAUUUAUCAAGAAUUACAGCUAUUAAUUAAUCAUAAUUGGCAUGUGAUGUGUCUUGAUAUUAUGAUCUUUCUUUUUUAAAGAAAGCGACACACCAGUUCAGGCUCUCAUGCAGACACUGUCCUCUUACCAAAAGUGUACAGACAUGCAAACUCAUCAAGUUCCUCGCUCUAUUCAAAUAAACCAGCAGGGCAGCAGCAACUGAAAAGUUCUACCAAAAACAAUGUCAAUAAGCAGUGCCUAUCACUUUACUGUUGGAGGUAUUUUGUAAGCUGUAGGUGUUGUUUUCAGACCCUACAUGGUUUGGUGACAAACAGCGUUGCCCUCACCGGUGCAGGUCCUGAAGUAACAAGCCAUACAACAAACCAAAGAGUUGAAGGAAAUCUAGAGAUAACACUGAGUGUGCAUUUUGGGGGACACUAAAGUUCAGAGGUUUUGCAGUUUAUGGUACUUCAUGUUAUGCUGUACUACGUUCGGGGCCUACAGCUGUGUUCUAUUUUCAGCUUUUAUAGGUCACGCGUGAAAAACAUUAUAAAUGCAGCACAAAUGUGAUGCCACAUUACAAACGGAGCAUCUGUAUCAGUUGAUUUAUCCACUGCAGUGUGCUGUCAGUGCAUGGAGGUCUGUAUUAUCAUUAUUAUGCAGUUAUAAUAAUGUGUCAGUUGUAGUAAUCAGCUCUAUGAUUUGCUUUCACCCACUGUCUACUAUUUCCCCCUGCAAGCUAGUUCGCUUCACCGUGUUUUGUAAGACCCCACCCCCGCGGACACACACACAAACACACAGUGCAGUAAAUACAUGCAUAUUUAUUUUGUGCCACAGAUACAGACUGGCGUUAACUGAGCGUGGGGUUGACUUGGUUCCCUCUAGAUUUUUUUGAAACUCUGUGGUUUAAAGACAAACAAGUGCUGUUUAGGCGGCCACUGUUAUUAUAGUUCAAAUCCUGAUAAUCAAUGUAUGUGUCCAUAUAUUUCAUGUUACACUGCAUCACACCAGAGUCCAAACUGCUCGAUGAUUGUGAUUAGCAGGCCAUGUUCAGUAUUGUGAACAGCUGUUUCUGAGCAAACAGUCGUACUGCAGGUGGUACUUCUUAUUUUUUAGUUUCACGGCUGCAGAUGAUCAGAUGUUGAACUGUUUGCUGUAUGAGGAACAAAGGGACUGCAGAGGGCUCUUUUCUAUGAACUAUCAAUGAUAUUCAAUGCUCUACCCUACUGCUGCUGUUUCCUGGAACAACUCCAUUGAUUUGGUGACUCCAAUAUGUGUUUCCUUUUUUUUGCUGUUACUUGAAAUGCAUGUUUGCUUUUUAAUAUUUUUAAUGGCCUUUGAAAACCUUUCCUGUAAUUCAGACUUACAGCAGGAAACCACACUUGGUUACUAAAAAUGGGAUUGUAGAGCUGCAGGUUUUCCUCUGACAGUGAUGCCAUAUUGAUUUGUUUGUGUAACUGAAAGUACAUUGCUACUGCACAGUUUACUCCAUGUGCUCAAGAUAGUAUGUAAUGAAUGAAAGUUUUUUUUCUCAGAGAAUAUUUGAAUGCAUAUUUGAACAUUUUUUUUCCAUCUUAACUUUUCCAGAUAUUAUAUUAAAAAACUGCUUGCUUGCUUCCAGACAUAUAUCCCUUACAUCAGAGAAGGCAUAGGCAUUAAAACAUGUCAUCAGUUAUUGCAUGACUGCAAUUCACAUAGACUGUCGUCCUUUUCACAUUAACUCUAUUGUUGGAAUUGAGUUAGCCAUGUGAUAACAACAACAAAAUCUUUUUAUCACUUAAAAUGGGCAUGCAUGAUGCACACUGAGGUACGCUGGUACCUAAAAAUAACAACGCUGCAGUGAAGCAGAGAGCGGUCCCCUGUUACAGCGAUAUGGGAACGUCUCUGUGUUCAUUAUUGUGUACUUUGGUCACAGUUUUAACAUCUGGAUAGAGCUGAGUCCAUUCCAUUCCAUAUUGGAAAGCUGAAGUGCUGACAUUAAUCCUGACCUCGAGAUUUACUGUGGAAAGGGCUGCUGCUUCAAGCAGAAAGUAGUUUCUUGGCAGCUUUACCGAGCCUUUUAAGUACUUUUUACUAUGUGGAUUUUUUGUUUUUUUGUUUGUUUUUCAGCUGAAAUUAUUGUCAGUCAUAUAUUUUUGCAUGGCAUAAACUAAAGUCUCGCACUUACCGGUCUGAUCCUCUUUGAAUGUAUAGUGUUUGCGUGAAAGCCAUCUGAACCAGUGUUUAUGACCUUAUGUUAUUCAUCUGUUGUGGGGGAUAUUCAACCUUUAGAACCACAUUUAGACAUUGCUAUUGACAGAUUCUAAUGAAGUCAUUUCUGGAAAUGAGUAUGUUUCCCUAUGCAAAAAUAUACCAUUAAUAAACAUGCUAUUCUAAAACUCA
Messenger RNA from Haplochromis burtoni (Burton's mouthbrooder), 12714 nucleotides. It is a transcript of the gene nfic, whose product is annotated as nuclear factor I/C. The transcript is spliced from 13 exons. Gene Ontology annotation, cellular component: nucleus. Gene Ontology annotation, biological process: regulation of transcription by RNA polymerase II. Bases 1471 to 3003 code for a protein of 510 amino acids. The record is from RefSeq and is a predicted model, not a curated record. Gene Ontology annotation, molecular function: RNA polymerase II cis-regulatory region sequence-specific DNA binding; DNA-binding transcription factor activity, RNA polymerase II-specific. NCBI's taxonomy places the organism in Eukaryota, Metazoa, Chordata, Actinopteri, Cichliformes, Cichlidae.